Messenger RNA from Thermothelomyces thermophilus ATCC 42464, 1315 nucleotides. RefSeq lists its product as uncharacterized. Gene Ontology annotation, biological process: mitochondrial translation. The transcript is spliced from 2 exons. Gene Ontology annotation, cellular component: mitochondrial small ribosomal subunit. Gene Ontology annotation, molecular function: structural constituent of ribosome. Bases 6 to 1055 code for a protein of 349 amino acids. The record is from RefSeq and is a predicted model, not a curated record. NCBI's taxonomy places the organism in Eukaryota, Fungi, Ascomycota, Sordariomycetes, Sordariales, Chaetomiaceae.
CAACCAUGCCACCCCGGAUACACGGUGGCAGCUGCCAGCCUCGGCAGCUGCUGAACUACCUCGAGCCAGCGCCUUCUUCCUCCCUAACACCACACCCCGCGUUCGGGCCACGACACGGACCAGCGGCGCCGGCAUCACCGUCAUCACCGUCAUCAUGCAGCCGGUCUUUCUCGACGACGCCAGCACCCCAGGUCACGAAGCUGCGGCGCAAGUUUAACGAGUGGAUAGAGGGGAUCGGAAAGCAGUUCAAGGAGCCGCGAUGGGGCGAGACCAACUACAUCAGCCGCACAAUCAUGUUCUCCGAAUAUCGUCAGGUCUCGCCCGACCAGCCAUUCCCCAACAACCCCAAUUUCCGCAGCGAGCCGGUGCUCUCGGAGAAGGCGCGCGAGUUGAUUUGGAAUGCCGUCAUGGUCAAGGGCAUGCCGCUCAAGGCCGUGUCGGCGCAGUACCAUGUGGACAUGCGCCGGGUCGCCGCCGUGGUGCGGAUGAAGGAGAUCGAGAAGAGGUGGCAACGUGAGAACAAACCCCUCGCGUUGCCCUACGCCCGUGCCGUGCUGGGCAUGCUCCCCAAGGCGGACCUGGCCGAGGGCGAGCAGCCGUUCGAGCCCAUCAACGACAUCCACGUGCACAGCUACACGAUGCAGCAGCUCUUCGUGCCCACCUCCGAGUCGCGCGAGUUCACGCGCGCCGACGCGGCCAAGGCGUUCGGCGAGCACAUCCUGCCGCCCGACGCCAAGAUGCGCAUCCCCGAGCUGGUGCAGAUGGAGCGCAACAUCGCGGCCGGCAUGGACCCGCGCGAGGCCGCGGCGACCUUCGUCCGGGAGGCGGCCGAGAGCGAGAAGGCGUUCGCCGACAAGCAGCACGCCCGCGCCAAGGCCGCCGAGGAGAGGAUGGUGCGCGUCCAGACGGACCGGUUCGAGUUCCGGUUCGAGAAGAUCAACUCCGAGGACGUCGGCCCCACCGGCCGCGCGCGCAAGGCGGUGGGCUGGCGGUACGGCGUGCCGCAUAUGGAUCGCAGGAGAGGCGAGGUCAAGAUCCCCACGCGCGUGGAGUGACGCUGAAGUCGGUAGUGUGGGAUGGCAGGGCAAGACAAUAAUCGGUGUUUGUAAAAUUAGGGCCAGCCCCAGCCAGGGGCAAGACCCCCUUGUAUAAAAAUUACCAGUCUAGAGUCUCGGUUGGUCGGUCUCUAGUCUCUAUAAGACCUGGCCUGCACAGCGCGGCCUUGAUACUUAUGUAUGGCAACUCUAUCGUGUAUUCUAGCAGCAGCAGGAACAGCAGCAGCAGCAGCAGCAGCAAAUCAUGCAAGUUUGAAUCU